This is a messenger RNA of Sitodiplosis mosellana (orange wheat blossom midge), 2334 nucleotides long. RefSeq lists its product as uncharacterized. Gene Ontology annotation, cellular component: P-body. The transcript is spliced from 3 exons. The record is from RefSeq and is a predicted model, not a curated record. Gene Ontology annotation, biological process: deadenylation-independent decapping of nuclear-transcribed mRNA; positive regulation of catalytic activity; deadenylation-dependent decapping of nuclear-transcribed mRNA. Gene Ontology annotation, molecular function: enzyme activator activity; mRNA binding. The coding region runs from base 180 to 1757 and encodes 525 amino acids. Lineage: Eukaryota; Metazoa; Arthropoda; Insecta; Diptera; Cecidomyiidae.
CAGUGGAUGACAGUUGACAGAAGCCGCAAAUUGUGUAAAAGUGUGGAUUGUAAGAAGAAGAGUUCAAUGCGAACAUAUUACAGUAAAUUGUACAACAAAACACAAGCGUAAAAAAAACGAGAUUCUUUUUUCUCCAAUUAAUUAAGAACGCAAAAGUAAAAGACGAACCAUUUGCAGUGAUGGCUGACAAAACCAGUGAAUUACGAAUGAAUUUGGCUGCGAUAAAACGUGUCGAUCCGUAUGCAAAGGAUAUUAUAGAUAAUUCGGCGCAUGUGGCAUUUUAUACGUUCAAUCCGGACGAAACGGAAUGGGAAAAGACAGAUAUUGAAGGCGCAUUUUUUGUGUAUGUUCGCAAUGCUGAACCAUACCACAGCGUAUUCAUCAACAAUCGAUUGAACACAAACUCGUUGGUCGAACCGAUUACAGCUGGCAUUGAACUACAGAAUCAGACGCCAUUUCUUCUGUACCGCAACGAACGGAAUCGUAUCCGCGGUUUUUGGUUUUACAAUCGUAGUGAAUGUGAUCGCAUCAGUGAACUGGUACAGCGGAUUGCUAAGGACGCUGAUCCAUUGACCGAAAGUCAGAAGAGCGGCGAAUCGAAUUUACCGCAACAGUCAUUCGAUUUGAUGACCUAUUCAAAUAAUAAUGUCGAUAUUUUCAGUAUGCUGAGCAAAGCUCAACAGGAUUUCAACAAUUCACUCUCAGUACCGAAGGGUAAAGGUGCGCCACAAUCGCCAGAUGCGCCAAAAGGUGCGACCAAUGAGUUGCCGAUCGAAAAGAAAAUUGCACCACAGAAGGGUGCACCAGUCGCAGUUCCCAUUCAAAUUCCAGUGAACGAUGUCGGUACACCGCAAAGUGUUAUGAAUUUCUUUGCGGCCGCCAAGCCAACGCAACUGAAGGAAGGUCCAUUGUUGCAGCGAAUGCUCUCACAGCCCGUUCAUAUCGACCAGAUCGAGAAACGUGUUAAAACACCGUUGAAAGAGAAGCAGUCGCCACCACAGAAUCAGUCCACAUCAAAUGCAAAACCAAAGCAAAUCCUAAAUAAUUCGGCACACACAACUUACGCUAAAGCAGCUGCUGCUGGUGGUAUUGAAAAUGGUUUGAAUUUCAUGCGUAUCAAUUCGCCAACGCAACAACAAUCAUCGAUUGAUUUGGGCACAUCGCCACUGGCCACAUUCAUUGCAUCAAAUAAUUUGACACAUGUUUUAAAAACGGUGCCACCACUGUCCGAUAUCAAGGAUGUCGAAUCUCAGCGCCAACAAAAUGAGCCACCACAACCGUUGCAGGCACUUUUGAAGAAACCCGUUCCAGUUGCAGCACCAAAAGUUACGGGCAACAUUGGUCAAAAUGCGCAGAACAACACAACACCUGGUAAGCCAGCAAAACUAAUGCCACCGACCAUGUUCGAGACAACGGCCAAUGAGCCAAACACACAACGAACUGGCCCAUUGAAUGCAAAUGCAAAGGCCGGCAAAAAUGAAAGUAACGAAACAAACAAGAAGAAUUCCAUGGCAAAGGGCAAAGAGGCGGGCAACCAAAAGUCCAGAAAGAAGUCGGCACACGAUCAACAGCCACAGACACAGGCACAGGCACAGGCACAGGCAUCACAAAACGAUGACUUAUCUACAACGGUGCAACCAUUGACCGAAACACAACUACUCCAAGCCAUUUCCUAUUUGAUGAAAAACGAUCCAAGCUUCAUUCGCAAGAUACAUGAAGCUUAUUUGAAAUCAUUCGCCGAUAUGGUUUCCCAGUAAAGGAGGUCGGCCCAUUUCAAUUGAGAUCUAAACGACAAGAAUUUAUUUACGUAGCUGAAUUGACAAGGAAGAAGAUGAAUAAUGAAAGCAGGACAAUUAAACGUACACAUAAUAUCAUUGGGCAUUUACUAUUAUCAAACACAAUAUUACUAUUACAAACAAACAAAAGAAUUUUUGAUGUAUUUAGGCAUCAGUGUAGGGACAAGGAUCAACGUUUCGUAUCUCAUUCAACAUACAACUAUUUUUACUGUUUUGAUUCACAUUCAUAAUAAGGAGCCGUUUAUUAACACAUUACACAGACACAUUUAAAUAGAUACACUUUAAUGUUUUCCUUUUCUUUCAUCGAUGUUAGUGAAGUUGCUUCUACUCGACUCUCCGUGCUUACAAUUCGAAACUAUCAAAAUAUUUUAUUACAUGUGCAUUUUCUUCGAAACCGAUCUCGGUGAUAAUGUUUAAUGCACUCACACUCACACACACACACACAUUAAAGUUGUGAAAUUGUAUUCGUUAUGUUAAUAAAAAAGAACUUUAAAUGACACAUGUAUUACAAAAGCAAAAAUAAAUGCAAAUAAAAGGA